Messenger RNA from Erigeron canadensis, 793 nucleotides. Its product is annotated as SNF1-related protein kinase regulatory subunit beta-3-like. Lineage: Eukaryota; Viridiplantae; Streptophyta; Magnoliopsida; Asterales; Asteraceae. Gene Ontology annotation, molecular function: protein binding. Bases 143 to 496 code for a protein of 117 amino acids. The record is from RefSeq and is a predicted model, not a curated record. The transcript has 4 exons.
AAAAUAAAAAAACACACACACACACAGAGACGGAUCAUCGGUAACUCCUUCAGGAGAAAGAUGAUAUUGGUUUGUUAGGGGAAUCUAAUAUUAAAGUUAAUCGCUUCUGAUAAUUCUUUCCCGAACUUUAUAACCAUCCAGUAUGAACAAUUUACCGGGACAUGAUCAAGAAACACCAGUGGUACCCGGUUUUGAAAUUCCAAGAUCACCUGAUGCAAGUUACAACAAUGUCUAUACCACAAGCGAAGAUGACGAGCGGGAUCCACCCAUAGUCCCUCAACAUUUGCAGCAUACCGUAUUGCGUUACCCAAACAAUGUCUACCCUGCUGCUCCCUUACCCUGCCCACAACAUGUGGUUCUGAACCAUCUUUACAUUGAAAAUCGAGAAGCCCCCCGGUCAGUAGUUGCGCUUGGGCUCUCACAUCGGUUUCGAGCCAAGAAUGUGACAGUUGUACUCUAUAAAGCAGUUCAAAGAAGAGGAAGCACUAGCACUUGAGGUUUAUAUUGCACUUUUUGCCAUCUUCUUAUUUGAUGGUAAAAGGUGGCUGAUGAAUGACGUGAGUGGUAAGUGCUCACUUGCAUAUAUGUUGGACUUGAAUGAGGUUGACCUUUUUUUUUGGCAGCAAUACCGAUUGACCAAGUUCAUGUUCUUUCAAUUACGAGUUGUAUGCUGAUUUUCUAUCUCGGAUCAGUAACUUUGUGAUGAGUUAUAUCUCAUGCGAUGAAAGUUGUAUGUUGCGCUGGACUUUGGCCUUUUAUACCAAGUUCAAAAAAGUUGAAUUUGAAAGGGAAA